AUGAUGAAGCUGGCCAAGGUCCUUCACUGCAGGGGCUUCCACGUCACCUUCGUCAACACUGAGUACAACCAACGCCGCCUCGUCCGCUCCCAUGGUCCCGAAGCCGUAGCCGGACUCCCGGGCUUCCGCUUUGCCACCAUUCUUGACGGCCUGCCCCCGUCCGACACCGACACCACACAGGACCCGGCGUCCAUUUGCUACUCUACCAUGGCCACAUGCCUCCCCCACCUCAAGAACCUACUUCAAGAUCUCAAGAGCAAAGUUGGGGCACCGCAGGUGACGUGCAUCGUGGCGGACAGCAGCAUGAACUUUUGUGUGGACGCUGCUGUGGAGCUCGGUGUGCCGUGCGCGCUGUUUUGGACUGCCAGUGCUUGUGGUUACAUGGGCUACCACAACUUCCGGUUCCUCAUAGAUGAGGGCCUUACUCCCCUCAAAGAUAAAGACCAAGUGACGAACGGGUAUAUGGACACACCGGUAACACAUGCUCUCGGGAUGAGCAAGCACAUGCGCCUCCAAGACUUCCCGUCCUUCAUUCGCACCACGGACCGCAGUGAUGUCCUCCUCAACUUCAUGAUACACCAGCUAGAGCAGUCGGGCCGCGCGACCGCCAUUAUUGUUAACACCUUUGAUGAGCUCGAGCAGAAGGCUCUGGACGCCAUGUGUUCCAUCCUCCCUAUGCCCAUUUACACCAUCGGCCCGCUUAACUUCCUCAGCGAGCAGCUGGUCCCUAACAACGAUGACAGUGACACGCUCACCGGAAUAUGCCCCAACCUCUGGAGAGAAGAUCGGUCCUGCCUCGAGUGGCUCCAAGGCAGGGAGCCUCGGUCUGUGGUGUACGUCAACUUUGGUAGCAUCACCACUAUGUCCAACCAAGAGCUCGUGGAGUUCGCAUGGGGGCUGGCUAACUGCGGCUAUGACUUCCUGUGGAUCGUGAGGAAUGACCUCGUAAAGGGUGAUGUCGCUGUGCUGCCUCCCGAGUUCCUAGAGGCGACCAAGGGAAGGUGCCUACUGGCGAGCUGGUGCGAACAGGAGUCGGUGCUGCAUCAUGAGGCGGUGGGUGCCUUCCUUACGCAUUGCGGGUGGAACUCGAUGAUGGAGGGGCUCUAUGCAGGGGUGCCAAUGUUGUGUUGGCCCUUCUUCGCGGAGCAGCAAACCAAUUCCGGCUAUGCGUGCGUGGAGUGGGGCGUUCGGAUGGAGGUCGAUGACGACGUGCGCCGGGAGGUGGUCAAGGCGAGGAUACGAGAGGUGAUGGGAGUAGGAGAGGUAGGGAGGGAGAUGAGGCGGGAGGCGGUGGAGUGGAGUGAGAUCACCGUUCGUGCAACCGCAAAGCCCGGUGGAAGGUCAUUGGCCAACCUCGAGAGUCUGCUCGAGGAUGUACUAUCGAGUGCGGGUAAGAAUGUUGGGUCGAAUUGA
Triticum turgidum subsp. durum (durum wheat) is the source of this 1413-nucleotide messenger RNA. Lineage: Eukaryota; Viridiplantae; Streptophyta; Magnoliopsida; Poales; Poaceae. The record is from the annotation of a GenBank genome assembly.